Molecule: messenger RNA, 8563 nt
Organism: Bubalus bubalis (water buffalo)
Lineage: Eukaryota; Metazoa; Chordata; Mammalia; Artiodactyla; Bovidae
Gene: NUDT3
Product: nudix hydrolase 3
Exons: 5
Coding region: 247-765 (172 amino acids)
Biological process (GO): adenosine 5'-(hexahydrogen pentaphosphate) catabolic process; diadenosine hexaphosphate catabolic process; diadenosine pentaphosphate catabolic process
Cellular component (GO): cytoplasm; nucleus
Molecular function (GO): bis(5'-adenosyl)-hexaphosphatase activity; diphosphoinositol-polyphosphate diphosphatase activity; endopolyphosphatase activity
Source: RefSeq, a predicted model, not a curated record
GCGGCAGAGGGGGCGGUGGCCGCGGCGACGGCAGCCGUGACGGCGGCGGCGGAGCGGGGCCUCGGCCGAGGGGAAUGAGGCGGCCGCGGCCAGCCAGCGGCGGAGCCGUGUAGCGCAGUAGCGGCUCCCCCUCCCUGCUUCCCUUGGCCGAGCCGGGGGCGCGCGCGCGCGCGCGGCCGUCCGGAGCGGGCUCCCCACCCUCGACUCCCGAGACCCGCGCCGCACCCCCCAACUCGGGCCCGGAGGAUGAUGAAGCUCAAGUCGAACCAGACCCGCACCUAUGACGGCGACGGCUACAAGAAGCGGGCCGCGUGCCUGUGUUUCCGCAGCGAGAGUGAGGAGGAGGUGCUACUUGUGAGCAGCAGUCGUCAUCCAGACCGGUGGAUCGUCCCUGGAGGGGGCAUGGAGCCCGAGGAGGAGCCGGGCACCGCCGCAGUCCGUGAAGUCUGUGAGGAGGCUGGAGUAAAAGGGACAUUGGGAAGAUUAGUUGGAAUUUUUGAGAACCAGGAGAGGAAGCAUAGAACGUAUGUCUAUGUGCUCAUUGUCACAGAAGUGCUGGAAGACUGGGAAGACUCGGUCAGCAUCGGAAGGAAGCGGGAAUGGUUUAAAAUAGAAGAUGCCAUAAAAGUGCUGCAGUGUCACAAACCGGUGCAGGCCUCGUAUUUUGAAACGUUGAGACAAGGCUACUCAGCCAACAACGGCACCCCGCUCGUGGCCCCCACAUACUCAGUAUCUGCUCAGAGCUCGAUGCCGGGCAUCAGAUGACUGAAGAUUUCCUGUAAGAGAAGUGAAAAUUGGAAAUGAGACUGAAGUGCAGGUCUUCCCUCUCACCCUUGCUCUUUCACCUCUCCUCACAGGCCUCCUCUUUCAAAUAAGGCAUGAUGGGCAGCAGAGAAGGGGUUUAUUGAUAAUGUUGCUGUUUGGUGUUAAGUGAUGGGGCUUUUUCUUCUCUUUUUAUUGAGGGGGUGGGGGUUGGGUAUGUAAUUUGUAAGUACUUUUGUGCAUGAUCUGUCUCUCCCUUUUCACACCCCUACAACUCUUUAAAGAGGCAAACAGCCUUCCCUCUGCCUUGGAUUCUGAAGUGUUCCUGUUUGUCUCAUCCCAGCCCUGGCCAGAUUUUUUUUUUUUAUUAAAAGAUAUCCAAUAUGAGAUGAAACCUUUCAAGAAUUUGUCCCAUGAUGUGCUCUUCAGUCCAGUAGGUUGGUCACUUUCACUGCAGGGUGCAUUUAUCUACACAUUAUAUACUGGACAUAUAAUAUGUAAAUAAAUGACUUUUAGAAGAGGCAUUUGUUUUUUAAUUUUUCAAGGUUUUACUUUUUAAAUUGGGGUGUUUCUGAAGUGGAGAGCCUCACAAUUCAUUUGCUUUUUCAUUUUUGAUGCUAGUGGCUAGGUGAGUUUCCCCGCCCUCUCCUUUCCCCAGUUGCUGGUGUAGUUACAUAGGGUCCGGAAAGGGUUUAGCUACUUCAUAGUCUCCCAGGACUCAUGCCUUCUCUUCUCGAAGCUGUGUUUCCACGCCAAGAAAGAAACAGGAAGAAACCUAUUUUCUUUUUUAUUACCAAGCCAGGAGCAAAUGGCCUCAGCUCAGAUCCGGAGAAACAAUGCUAGAAAUUGAAUUCCUCCCUACGUGUUGACAAUAGGGAUUUGAACUGGAUUCUUGGGAUUACUAUCAAAAAAACUGGAGCGUCGAGCACUGUUUCUCUCCUGCUGGUUUGGAAGUUUUUUCCAUAAUGCUACUUACCGCCUACAGCGGCCUCUCUCCCUGUGCGUCCAUGCCUUACACUGCACGGAGCUGGACAUGGUCCUUGUGCCGGAAGCAUCCAGCUGUGCUUGGCAGGCGCAGCUGCACAGCCCUGUCCCAUUCUGGGUAACCAUGUUAUGUUCCUGAAAAGUACACAGGAGGAAAAUUCAGAUGUUUGCUUGUCUUUGUAAUGUUAUAGCACUUGUAAUUGCACCAUGGAGCAUGCUCAGAAAUAUUAAAUUUGUCUCCCACCAGGAUGUGAAAGGUCCAUCGUCUGCUGAGAAGUGGUACGGGAGAAUGCUUAAUCAUUUACUAGAACGGCUACAUAAUGCAUUGGCUCACUGCAGACUGUCUUGUUGGUUUUUGAUACAGGUUGGAUGCUGGCUUCAUUUGCCAGUUGUGUUGUUUAGUAGACAAGCACGCAGAAAAGGGUCUAGAGACUGAGGGUGGAGCGGGGGGACCCUGAUCAAUCCCUGGCUUUGAGACAGGAGUUUAUUGCUAAACUGUUAGUGGCAUCUCCUUUGUCAAAACACGGCUGAGAUGUGAAAUUAAAAUCGUAGUUCUCUUUAUUUAAAAAGUCUAAUAAAUACUCAAACUUUGAAAAACUUUUGUUCUUCCCUCCCGCUAAAAGAAAUGUGUAUAUCUGGUAGGCCUGGUCAUUUAAUGUUCAACGUUUUGGGGAACGUCAGUUGAACUUUAAUUUGCUAUCAAUUCUCAGUUUGCAUCUUCUCUCCCAGUCUUAAAACACAGAGCCAAAAAGCAGGGCUGGCAGUUUCCUUAGCACCACUCUACCUCUGGGAAAGGCAUCCUGUCCCUACGGAAGGGUCCCAGUGGAUAGAAAGCACCAUGGGAUUUGAGUCUAAAUGCCAACUCACUGUCCACGUGUUCUACUUGAAAUGAACACACUGCUACUUAUCGCCUGAUUUAGAGCAUUCUGGGGUUUUCUCCAAAUAAAUAAAAUGGACUGUAAAAUAAAUUGAACUAAGCACUAAAUGGAAUCCCCAAAACACAGUCUUCCAGAUAAAUUCUGCCUUUAUGAUACAGAAAGAGCUUUGCAGGAAAACAGUCAGUACUCCUGAAAUAGGAACUGCAGUGUUAAUAAUAAUUUGUGCGUUUUUAGUGAUCUGAAGUUUUCACUGGGCUGGUGUAAUAAUACACUACCCUACAAAAUCCAGUUUGGAUUGUUGUUGGUGUCUUUGGGUCAGGAACACGAACUGUGCCAAGAAGUAUUUUUUAGUCAUGAAUAGAUCCCAUUAAUGCAGUUAACUGGAGAGAUUGUGCUGCUGCUUCCUCAACUGACAAAAGGAGGCUUUGUCCAACACCAGAAUUGUUGAAACUGGUGCUUUUGUCUGCUGCACUGGGAUUCUGAUGGCCGGGGCUUGGUGUUUUUCCCUCCCUGGCACCGUCAGCACCAUGGCUGUCUCCUGAUGUGUGUAGAGCCCUGUCGUGAUAGGUUACUUGGACGCAUGGUCGCAGUAGCCUUUCUGUCUCCCCCAAAGAAAACAAAACAGAGAAAAGCACCAGGCUUACCUUACUUGCAGAAUGUUCCAACAACACUGAUUUGCCAUUAAUUCUGCAAGUACUUACCUUCUUCAGGCUUGGCAGAAACAGAUUCCUUCCUGUGUUCAGGGCAGACAUAAAGUCUCUUUCUUACAGCGAACGGACAUGUCUUAGAAUCUGACUAUUACUGGAGUGUCCAUUGGAGUCCAGCAUACUCAGGAUGGAGAAAGAUAGCGAUAGAAUUUUUUAAAUUUAAAUUUGUUCAUAAUUUGAAGCCCUUGGGGAAACAUCAGUGAGAUCAUGACUUUUUUUUUUGGAACAGGACUGUGUGUGUGUGUGUGUGUGUGUGUGUGUGUGUGUGUAAGAGAGAAAGAGAAGGACUACUAGGGGUCAACCACUUUGGGUUUUUUGUAGCCUCUAGGACAGUGCAGCCCAUGAAACAGAAGUCUUGAUUUUUCUCACAGCAAACAUCACAGGAUGGAAAAGUUGCAGGAUUGACUGUGGUUUUUACAAAUGUCUGCUGCCCUAUCUGCCCCGUGUGAAGAGGGCUCCCGCACUGCCGGGUCUGAGCUAAGGCCAUCUGGAGGGGUCAGAGGUGGGGAAGUAUUACCUGCUGGGGGUGCAGCAAAGCCUGGGAGGUGGCUUGGCCACAGGGCUUCCGCCCCCAGCAUUGCGUUGUGAGAGCUACGCAAAGGGAGGCCCGAGUCCUUGCUGCUGACAGCCUCCGUGAGUAGUGAGGGUCACUGCCCUCUGAGAGUGUUUGCAGUUUUUUGUACUCUUGUUGCUACAUAGUCAGGUUGCUUCAUGGCAGAGAAAUAGUUCUGUUUUGAUGUUGGGAGUCAGCCCCUGUAAAGUCUCUCACACUCUCUUAGAAGAAAUCACCUUGAAUUCUAGAAGGAAAAGUUCCCCACAAAACCACGCUUCCUCUUCCCCUUUCCUCCACGUACAGUGCUCGUUGGGGGCUGCUUCUGAACGUCCUCAGCCAGACGGCUCUUCUGCUGACCUGGGUGUGUUCCUCAUUCCCAUCCGGUGCUGUACUCACACCUCUGUUCAUCUCCCCACCUGAUCUUUUUUUCUUAAACAGCUUAGCCUGAGCCAUAUUUUUUUGUUUGUUUAGUUUAGUUUACAAAAAAGGCUUUAAUAACCACAAUGUGAUUUUUGCCACAACUGUAUGAUUUUUUAAUAUUUCCGAAGUGUUCUCUAAGCCCAUCCUAGUUAACAGUCAAUGAAGAACUAAAAUAACCCGGAGAAAUCUCCACGUGGAGGUAAAUUUUUGCUUCGAGAGAAGCAAGAGUUAGAUAGUGUAGCUUCAUCUUGACCCCAAAUACAGGCACAUCCAUAUCUUUUCAAAAAAACAGGAGACAUGCAGGACAGUCAGCUCAAGCAGUUCUAGGGAGAGGAGAUUGUUGGGGUUCAGUGAUGCAGGUGGCUCCUCAGGUUCUUGUUCUUGAAGACUUUAAAAGAGGUCAGUCCUGAGGCUGUGCGGUGCGUACUGCCCAGUUGGGGUGGGAGUUGUUCCUUCCGAGCCCCGAUGGGUUGGAGCCUGUUUCCACAAGGCUGUGCAGCCUUUGACCUUAGUGGUCCCAGCCUUGCUCCAUCAGGGCACCCCCUUCACCUGGAGUAGGUGGAAAAGUACCCCAGAGUCAGUCUCUGUGCUCUGGGGUGAGCUUGUCACAGAGUCCACACCAUCCCUAAGAGCUGUGUUUUCCAUGUCAACUUAGAUGUCACCUAAAGCAGUGAGACAUUCUAGAUUUUCAAGUAAAUUGUGAACUGCCAAAUACUGCAAUCUUUAGACUAUACUACAUCCUGUGAGGUCAUCACAAGUCCUGGGAACCUGGAGAUUUUAGGCUCCUUGGGAAGCCAGGAGCCUUCCACUUCUGCCUCUGAAAGGGCAGCUUCACACUCUGACAGACUUUUUCCAUUAGCUUGAUAACCUUUCAGGAUGGAGAAUGCCUAGUCAGGCCAUCUGAAAAAAUGAUACGUCUCACCUUCAGAUUAAUCCAAUUGUUGUCCUCCUAAUCCCCUUAAAAAUUAAUAAAUACAGAAAGAAAGAAAGAAUACCAUUUGGUGUUGAUUCUAACGGACUACUUGAGCUGAGGCCAACAGUCACAUGAUUGAUCUCAGGUGUCUCUGCAGCAUGAAGCUUCGGAGUGAAAAGGCGUGUCCCUGCCCUGAAGCUUUGUUUAUCGUGAUGAUUUGUGAGCCUGAGCUUGUCUUUGAGAAUGGGACUGUCCACCUGGCUAGGGGAGUGCCCAGGAAAGCCGCCUUGACUCAGAACUGAGCGCCCCAGGAGGGCCUCUGCAGGAGAGGGAAGUGCUUCUGGCUGAAAAGCAAGGGUAAUAUCUAGGAGGUAGCGAGUCACUGUUUCUGUUCCUCUGAUCAGUUGUUUAGUUAAAUAGGUUUCCUUCGGUUUACAUUCCCAGUUCUUAACCCCAAACAGGGGCCACUAGAACAGCGAAAAAGGCAUUUAACCCCCUGGAGAUAGGCUCUAAAAGAUACAAAGGCAGCGGUCUUGUCAUUUUCCAGGUUCAUCUCCAUUUCAAUGUGCUACCCAUCCUCCCACCCCUACUGCCGCCAGGCCAGAGAUUCUAUUAAUCCUUGAGUUGGGGAACAUAAAUUCUGGUCUGGAACACUUACCUACUAAAUGGCUCACCAUCUGUGAACUGUGUUAUCUGUGGGAUGAACCUUUCAAGGAACUUUCCAACAAUACAGUAACAUCGCUCGUGCGGGCUUGAGGUCCCAGGCAGGCGUUAAGAUCAAAACCUUAAGGCUUUGCAACUCCUCAGGAAAAAAGCAAGAUGCCCCAGUCCCGAUGCUGGGCCUCAAGACUGGACUCCCCCGUCUGUAGGGUGGGGUAAGUGGUUCACCUUUAGGAAGUCAUUUCUCCAGUGAGGUGGACUGUAGAUUCCUGCAGGAAGUGAUACCGAUAUGAGCCCGGCCUUCUGAACACCCUGUGCUAAUUAGAGCAGCAGUAGAUCCAUGUAGCCUCCUGCACCCCAUUUCUGUCCCAUUGGGUAGAAAACAGCAUUUCAGGGUUAAGGCUUGGUCUUGCAUAACAAAUAUGACUUAUGCCAGGGAAGGUACAGGCUGACUGUGGAGACACCCAGAACCAGAACAGGUAGGCCUGCUCCACCCAGGGUCACCAUGGGGGCCUGGCCGACGUUAGGGUCUUGGGGAGUUUCCAGAGCUCUGAGGGGAGGUGAGGACUUUGAGGGCCCUCUCUCGGCCAGCACGCAGCUUGGUUAUGGGAGGGAGUGGAUACGGGAGGGAGAGGCAGGUGUCUGAGCCACGUGCACAGACCCAGACUUGCCUUUUGGCCUCCUCGCACAUGACUGAGCAUUUUUUGCUCAGAACCCAAAGGGACUUUCUCCAAAAUCCUCCAUUAGCCGGAUCCUCUGCUGCUGUGUUAGCCUCUGAGAACCUGCCCCUGUCACUCGCCUGUGCACGGGCACAGGUGCGCUGCCCAGGGCACAGGUGCGCAAGGUCAGUGAGGGCCCAGCAGCUGCAUGGUGCUGCGUUUCAUAGUUAGAAAACCAGUGGGUCCACUCUUGUAAAAGAGACAGUGUGGGGUGUGGCUGUGUACAUGUCAGGUCUGCUUUUAUUGUUCAUAGUCUGAAAGCAUUCAGACUGGUUUAUAAUUGAACAAAAAGUUGGUGGUUGGAAUAAGUAAAAUGUCAGUGCAUCUGUCUUAAGAAAGAUAACUACCAGAUUGCCAUGUGUUUAAGGAGGCAGUAGCAUUUAAGGGUGUUGUCACAGAAAAUCAGGCAUCUCUGGCUGCCCAUUAGUAGCAUCUUUAUACUUGCUUCUGUAUAAAGAGGCCAGUUUUUAGUUCAGGGGCCUUUCUCACAUCCUGCCCAUUGGCCCUGGCAGGGGAUGGGCUCUGAGGAAGCAGUGAGGCCCCAGCCCUUUUCUCUGAGCCGCAGAGUAUGGUCUCAGGCAGCAUAAGGCUUAUUUGAGGGUUUUCCUAACCAUGCUCACCUCCACUCCACUCUUGCUCCCCUUCUGUUGCAAGUGUUUUUGUUGCGGCCUAGGUCCAGGUCCAGGUGCGGUCUCCCUUUGGCCAAGUUCAACAAGUAUUUCCAAGGAACCCUUUGGAUGGAGGCAAAGUAGCCAAGACGUGUUGAGUUUAACUUUUUCUGAAGGACAAAGUAUUUGUCCCUCCCCAGUCAUGCUUAUAUAUGUUUUGUCUGAAGCUUAAAUGACCAAGGCUCCAGAGCUGAGACAGAGAGCCAGGAACUCACGCACCCAGACCAGACUGUUCUGACCCCACCAGAAGUCUGCUUUUGUCUCCUUCCAUCAGGACCACACAGAAAAGCAGACAGCUUAGCCUUCCCGGUGAUCUGGUUCCUCGGUGGCCAUUCUGCAGGUGAGAAUGAGUCACCUGUUGAGGAGUGUGCUGAGUGUUUGUUUGUAGAAGGGGUAGAGAGCGGAGGGACCAAUGAGCUGAGCCCACACGUCCUGGGGAAAGGUGGCAGAAUAAUCUUGAAUGAGCUCAACAGAACCGGGGAAUACAAGGAUAGGCACCUGUUUGGGAGGAGAGGUUGGUUAUGGUCCCUUAACCUCCAGGAACCUGGCGCUGUGUUGUGGAACCGGGCUUUGGGAGUAUUGCCCUUACCACAAUCCCAGUGCGCUCUGGGACCUCAGCGCUCCCGACCCACGGGGAAUGGCCCUGUUUUCCAUUUUUUUUUCAUUCCCAAAACAACCUUGCUUGGUAUUGUAUGGAAAAUCAUGUUUUCCUCUCUGCCCAUUCAGAGCUACCAGGCCAGAUAUGGCCUCCUCCCAGUCUCUCCACAGCGUUCGCUAGGAAGGCCUUCUCAGUGCUCUUCGGGGCCAAGGGGAGGGGGACAGUUCAGAGAAGGCGGAAGGAAACUGAGUUUGCCGGCUUCCCUUUCUCUCGGAGGCCGUCCUUUGGCUUCCUUCACACCUAUUUCCUGUGGGUGCAGGCAGUUGUGGAGGAAGGCUGAAAAGAAAGUCCAGGUUUGGGUACGAGACAGGUACUCCGAGAUUUGCGUCCCACUUCCCCCCUGUAAUAAUUGGCCAGCCGCGUGUAGCUGCCCCCUUACUAAAGUAUCCCCGGUGUAAUGCUGGCAGCAGAGGACAGCAAAGCCCUCCCCCAUAGCCUAGAUGGAGCCCUGGUAUUACCCCUAAAAUCCUACCCCCCGUCCCACUCCUUGUGUAAAAACAAAUGCUUUAACCCGUGAGUGUGCUGUUCCUUCCUAUGUGUUAAUCAGUUUUCUUUCCACUUGAACUGUGUGGGAGGGAAGGGCAUUGGAAUUGUAGGUUGUAAUAUUGUGCCAAUCAAUAAAAACCAAUAUUUCUCACACA